UUUCUUCUAUUUAUUUCCUUUAUUCUACUGGGGUAUGUUCGUUUUCCCCUUCCCGAAAAUAAUCAUUCCCCCGUUUGUGUUCUGUCCAUCGAAACCGUUCCAUCAUUCCCACUGUGCUGACCAUCAUUAUCAUCCACCGCGCUUAGCAAUCCCUUUCCCGGUGGCAGUUUUAUCCACAUCAACCCAAAUCCCAGCCAUCAUACAUCAACGCAUCAACCACCGAAAUCAGUUCCAUUUGGACAGUUCGUGGAUAAAAAUGUACCACGGCUAACGCUCCGUGGAUUUGUCACCUCAUCGUCUCAGUUCGACCAGCCAAAGUGUUCUUUUUUUUCUUGAAAAAAGUUUAAGUGAACUAUCACCACCAUGCAUACGCCAGGAUCAUCCACAUCCGGUUACGCACUGCUGCUAAUCGUGCAGGUGGUGUUUAUAAUCGUGUUCGGAUUCUGCACCGAUUAUGCAAAGGAAUUAUUGCCCGUUAAAAAUGAAACUGCCCGAGCAGCCACAUCCGAACCCGAGGAGUCUAAUCUUCGCAAAUAUCCCCAUUUCCAAGACAUACACGUGAUGAUCUUUGCCGGUUUUGCAUUUCUGAUGACCUUCCUGAAGCGGUACGGUUUUAGUGCAUCGGGACUUAAUCUGCUGGUGGCGUCCCUCGUCGUCCAGUGGGCUAUCAUAAUGCGCGGCUGUUACGAGAUGGAGGAUGGCAUCAUACCGAUCUCGUUGCAGAAUCUGAUCGGUGCGGACAUUGCGGCCGCAGCCGUACUCAUCAGUAUGGGUGCACUUUUGGGUCGCACCACUCCUAUACAGCUGCUUGUAAUGGGCAUCCUGGAGAUCGCGAUCUUCGCAGGGAAUGAGUAUCUGCAGCUAGAGCUCGUUAAGGCGGCCGAUGUUGGCGGUUCAAUAACGGUGCACGCUUUCGGCGCUUACUUUGGGCUGGCGGUAAGCUUUAUGCUACGUCCAAAGAAAGAACUGGCCAAGCCUGGUCCGCUGGAAGGUUCGUCAUACAACUCGGACAUUAGUGCCAUGGUCGGAACGAUCUUUUUGUGGAUCUUCUGGCCCAGCUUCAAUUCGGCACUGGUCGACGGAGCUGAUCAGGAACGGGCCAUUAUCAACACAUAUCUCUCGCUCGCCGGUGCAACGGUCGCCACAUUCGUGCUGUCGGCGCUGGUAUCGCACGAACAUAAACUCGACAUGGUGCAUGUACAAAAUUCCACCCUUGCCGGUGGUGUUGCCGUAGGUUCCAUCUGUAACCUGCUGAUCCACCCGUUCGGUGCACUGAUCGUCGGUGUUAUUGCAGGGGUGAUUUCCGUGCUGGGUUAUCGGUACCUCACGCCUGCCAUACUAUCCAACCUACGUAUUGCGGACACAUGUGGUGUUCACAACCUGCACGGUAUGCCCGCAGUACUGUCGGCCAUUUUCUCCGCCAUCUAUGCAACGUUCGCCAGUUCUGAAACGUACGGAACCUCGUUGGCUACGAUUUUCCCCGCCAUGCAGAAUCCUAAUGCCACCGGUCACGCUGGAGCGGAAAUGGAACCGCUCGAAUACGUCAUUGGGGGUUACGGUCGUUCCGGAGCUAAGCAGGGUGCCUUCCAACUCAUGGCAAUUGGGUUGACGAUGGCGAUCGCAAUAGUUGGCGGUUUACUAACGGGAUUGAUACUCAAGUCACCCUCAGUUCGUCAGUUGGAAGAACAUGAACUACACAAAGAUGAUGCAUUCUGGGAAACGCCAUCGGAGGAAUCUAAGAAUACUACAGACACAAACGAAUCCUCAGUAAAUCAGUAGAGUGGACCAAAAACAAAAGUACACAAAAGACGAAAAAUAUUCAGCCGGCACUAUAACGCGUUCGAUACUUUAAACAAAUCGAAUUAAAAUAAACCACUCAUAUAUACAAAACAA
This is a messenger RNA of Anopheles funestus (African malaria mosquito), 1893 nucleotides long. It is a transcript of the gene Rh50, whose product is annotated as ammonium transporter Rh type A. Gene Ontology annotation, molecular function: ammonium channel activity. Bases 364 to 1779 code for a protein of 471 amino acids. NCBI's taxonomy places the organism in Eukaryota, Metazoa, Arthropoda, Insecta, Diptera, Culicidae. Gene Ontology annotation, biological process: ammonium transmembrane transport; ammonium homeostasis. The record is from RefSeq and is a predicted model, not a curated record. The transcript is spliced from 5 exons. Gene Ontology annotation, cellular component: plasma membrane.